Molecule: messenger RNA, 926 nt
Organism: Hipposideros armiger (great roundleaf bat)
Lineage: Eukaryota; Metazoa; Chordata; Mammalia; Chiroptera; Hipposideridae
Gene: LBHD2
Product: LBH domain containing 2
Exons: 6
Coding region: 364-687 (107 amino acids)
Source: RefSeq, a predicted model, not a curated record
CUCAGCUUCCUGCUCCGCCAUCAGAGCGUUCUGCCACGGGGGCCUUGAGUACUUCCUGAGAGCCCAGGAGUGUGAGGCCCUUAGCAGCUAACACCUUGGAUGACAACCAACACCUUAGGUCUUCAGGUUUCCCACACUGCAGCCACUGUGGCCAGAUCAGGUGUCUGCUGAUCCUGCUGUGAUGCCCCACCCCAGUCAUCCACAGGAGGAACCUGUGCAAAGAGCUCCAGCCAUCCCAUCACCAGAAGAUGGAGCCACUGAGAUUUUGACACAAUAGUCCUACCUAGGAGCUGGAGCCAGGAGGGCGGAGGUUCGGAGGGGUGCUGUGCGGACCGCUAGAGGGGCCCCAACAGUGGCAGCGGCAUGAGCGCUCCUCAGCCCGCCAUGCCAGAGCUAAGCCCAGCGGAAGAGGCCGAAGGCCUAGCAGGAAAGGCUGUGGUGGGUGCCCGGGAGAAGGGCCCUCGGCUGGCCCAGCGGCUGCCCUCGAUCGUGGUGGAGUCCAGCGAGGUGGGCACUGUGGAGAGUGGAGAGCUGCGUUGGCCCCCGGAGGGUGCCCAGAGGGCGUCCCCCCAGAGCCAAGCUACUGCUGCUUCCUCACCGAGUCUGCCAGGAGCAUCAGGGAAGGCUCCGGAUGAUGCUGGCAGCAAGUGUGCCUGCUCUGAGGACCAGGCCCCCACGGCCCAGUAAUAGGACAAGGACAUGGCCAGAUUCUGCUGUCCUGCCCACCCUGCCAUCGCCCUCUGACAGCUGACAGGGCCUCAGCCCCGGGGUGGGCAGGCUGAUGCUUGGAGAGGACAGAGGCCAGCCACCACCUCCGGCCUCACCGGGUCUGGCCAGGCCCACAGCCCCUGCCGUCUCCCACCCAAGGCCCAGGGUCUGCGUCACUCUCCCUCUUGUUCUGUGGUUUGAAGCAGAAAUAAAGGCUC